Molecule: messenger RNA, 5437 nt
Organism: Ictalurus furcatus (blue catfish)
Lineage: Eukaryota; Metazoa; Chordata; Actinopteri; Siluriformes; Ictaluridae
Gene: papss1
Product: 3'-phosphoadenosine 5'-phosphosulfate synthase 1
Exons: 14
Coding region: 1292-3103 (603 amino acids)
Biological process (GO): 3'-phosphoadenosine 5'-phosphosulfate biosynthetic process; sulfate assimilation
Molecular function (GO): adenylylsulfate kinase activity; ATP binding; sulfate adenylyltransferase (ATP) activity
Source: RefSeq, a predicted model, not a curated record
GUCUGCUUGUGAACAUCUGGAGAGAUCUUGUGCUCUCUUGAUUAUAAAAGAGGCAAAAAUUCCAAUUUAAAAUACAUAAUUCAUUUACUUUUUUGUUUGUUUGUUUAAUCUGUUUGGGUUUUUUUGUGGGGGGAAAAAAGGUUAAUUCUUAGGUAUAUUGCAACAACACUUUCAUAGCAAAUUAGCAAACAACAAAAAUAUCUGUUCUACCAAAUGGCGCCUUCGUACUUAAAAGCUAUAGUGCACUACAUGGGUUGAAAAACAUUAUUUCAUACCAUAUAAAGUACACUUUUACUGGAAUUUCACAUUUAAAAAGAUUGCAUAACCUUCGUUUGUUAUGCUUCUCCUGUUGUUAGGCAACAGUCAUUAUUGCACCCGCCCCCAUUUCCUUGAUUGGACAGAAACUAUGAGGGACAUUUUCAACAGCCAAUAGGACUUUAUGAUCUCUAAAAUACCUUAAUUAUGCUUUUAAUUACACGACCUAUGUUACUAAGUUCAGUCAUAGAGAACCCUGGUGAUAUUUCUUGUGUUUUUAUUUUUAAAAUACAAAAAAAAAGGUUUUAUAUUUAUACACGACAUGGCCAAAAGUAUGCGGACACCUGACCACCACACACCCAUAUGUGAUUCUUCUCCAAACGGUUGCUACAUUGUUGAAGCAUACAACUGUCUAGAAUGUCUUUGUAUGCUGUAGCAAUACAAUUUCUCUUCUUCAUUGGAACUAAGGGGCACAAACCUGUGCAUCCAGUAUGACAAUGUUCCUGUGCUCAGAGCGAUGGUUUUUCAAGGUUGGAGUUGAAGAACUUUAGUGUCCUGCACAGAGCCCUGACCUCAACCCCACUGAACACCUCUCGGAUGAAUUGGGAUGCCAGUUGCACCCUAGACCAUCUCACCCAACAUCAGUGCCUGACCUCACUAAUGCUUUUGAAGUCAUGUACGAGUCCCUCAGUCGUCUUCAGUGUGAAAAGAUGGAUCUCAACAUCAUAUAGUCGCUGAUGGAAAGGGAUCAGAUAUACAGAAUGCUGGAAGAGCAAAGAAUGUACAGGACCUGGAGGAUUUUUCUGAAGAACAGUGGGCAGUUUAACUGCUCAGGACAAACAAGGCUUUCCACUAGAUUUUGCAGCAUGGCUGUAGUGAGUUAUGCUCAUUCGUCCACAAGAGCAUUAGUGAGGUCUGACGUUCCAGUUCAUCCCAAAGGAGUUCAGUGCGGUUGAGGUCAGGAUUCUUCUACUCUCCAACCUUGGCGUACCAUGUCUUCAUCGUGUACAGCAACAUUGUCAUACUGGAACAGGGGAUGCAACGGGCUACUAAUGUCACCUACCAAGCUCACCACGUGAGCCGAAACAAACGCGGACAAGCCGUCGGGACGCGAGGAGGCUUCCGGGGAUGCACUGUCUGGCUCUCAGGCCUGUCUGGAGCAGGCAAGACGACGGUCAGCAUGGCUCUGGAGGAGCACCUGGUGUGCCAUGGUAUCCCCUGCUACACUCUGGAUGGCGACAACAUCAGACAGGGCCUGAACAAAAACCUGGGCUUCAGCCCCGAAGACCGAGAGGAGAACAUCCGCCGUAUAGCCGAGGUGGCCAAGCUGUUCGCCGAUGCCGGUCUCGUGUGCAUUGCCAGCUUCAUCUCCCCAUACAGCAGGGACCGCCUGAACGCGAGAAAGAUUCACGAGGCAGCGGGCCUCCCAUUCUUCGAAGUAUUUGUGGAUGCACCGCUGGAUGUGUGCGAGCAAAGAGACGUGAAAGGCCUUUACAAGAGAGCCCGAGCUGGAGAGAUCAGAGGGUUCACAGGAAUCGACUCAGAGUACGAGAAGCCCGAGGCUCCUGAGCUGGUGCUGAAGACUGAUUCCUGCAGUGUGAACGAGUGUAUCCAGCAGCUGCUUGAUCUUCUGCAGGAGAGAGACAUUGUACCCGUUGACGCUUCCUAUGAGGUGAAGGAGCUCUACGUGCCUGAGAACAAACUGGACUUGGCUAAGGCCGAUGCAGAGACUCUGCCCGCUAUUGAGAUUGGAAAGGUGGACAUGCAGUGGGUUCAGGUGCUGGCUGAGGGCUGGGCCACUCCACUCAACGGCUUCAUGCGAGAGAGGGAGUACCUCCAGUGCCUGCACUUUGACUGCCUGCUCGAUGGCGGAGUUAUUAACUUGUCCGUGCCGGUGGUCCUGCCCGUCUCCGGCGCAGACAAGGAGCGUCUAGACGGCUGCACGGCGGUGGCGCUGGUCUACAGUGGCCGGCGCGUGGCCAUCCUGCGCAACCCCGAGUUCUACGAGCACCGCAAGGAGGAGCGCUGUGCCCGCCAGUGGGGCACCACCUGCAAGGACCACCCCUACAUCAAGAUGGUGAUGGAGAGUGGCGACUGGCUGGUGGGAGGAGAUCUGCAGGUACUGGACCGAAUCUACUGGAACGAUGGCCUGGACACCUACCGCUUCACUCCCAAUGAACUCAAGCAGAAGUUUAAAGAACUGAAUGCAGAUGCCGUAUUUGCGUUCCAGCUGAGGAACCCAGUCCAUAACGGGCACGCGUUGCUGAUGCAGGAUACACGCAGACGCCUGAUGGACCGCGGCUAUCGGCGUCCUGUGCUGCUGCUGCAUCCUCUGGGCGGCUGGACCAAAGACGACGAUGUGCCGCUGCCGUGGCGCAUGAGGCAGCAUGCCGCUGUGCUCGAGGAGGGCCUGCUCGACCCCGCCUCCACCGUGGUGGCCAUCUUCCCCUCACCCAUGAUGUACGCCGGACCCACUGAGGUGCAGUGGCACUGCAGAGCCCGAAUGGUAGCCGGUGCCAACUUCUAUAUCGUAGGCCGAGACCCAGCUGGCAUGCCUCACCCAGACACAGGCAAGGACCUGUACGACCCUACUCAUGGCGCCAAGGUCCUUACAAUGGCACCCGGGCUCAUCUCUCUGGAAAUUGUGCCCUUCAGAGUGGCAGCCUACAACAAAGUCAAGAAGGCCAUGGACUUUUAUGAGCCCAAAAACCACCAGGACUACGACUUCAUUUCAGGCACGCGCAUGAGGAAGAUGGCACGCGAGGGCGAGAACCCACCGGACGGCUUCAUGGCCCCGAAAGCCUGGACUGUGCUCAAGGAGUACUAUAAAUCCCUGGAGAAGGCGUAAGUCAUCACCUGGGUGGAGAGAUGAAGGCUGACGAUGGUUCUGUUACAGUCAAAAGAAAGGAAAAGAUGUUGCAAGUGGGGGUUGGAAGGGGGGGGGGUUGGAAGGGUUAUGUUGAAACAUGGUCACGCACGGGGACCACUCAAACCUGUCCAGCUUUGCAUAGGGAAGUGGUGUAUUGAAUAUUACCUUAUUGCUUACAAUACACAUUACUGGUUCUUUAAGUUACUGUCUGCUUUUGCUUUAGUUUUUUUUUUUUUUAGUUAUUUUAAUGUUCUUGGAUGGAUUCAUGUCUUUUUACGCCUAAAUUAUUGACUCCAGAGUGAAAAAUGUCGCAUUUCAAAAGCAUUAUUAAACGGUUUCAUGUGAAGAGCUUUGUCAAAGGAAGGAAAAAAAAAAAAAAAAAUGGUUCACUAAUAUUAAGCUGUUAUACAGUUGAAGAAUUGAUCAUCGAAGUAUAAAUGUUUUGCUACAGAUGAUCUGAAUCAUCCUGAUUUUCACAACUACUUUCACUUCAACAUCUUACUGUAACAAAACACAUUUUGUAAUAAUGGUGUCACGAUUUAAGGCUGAAUCGCAGAUUUCCCCUGUCUGAGCCUGUCAAGAUGUAAAGAUGAAAAACUAAAGAAUGAUACGGUACGUCUUAGACUUAAUCAGCCAUUUUGCCUUAAUAUAAUACUGUUUAUCUGAGGUAGGGAUGCAUCGAUUCCAAGGCGUAGACCCUCAUCUCAGUGCUCAGCGUUCACAGAAAUGAUGUGCUGUCGAGCAUUUUUCUACAUGCUUGCUUCAGUGGUUCCACACUCGCGAAUACUUCUGCAUGCGCGCAAAAAAAAAGUUCAUGGCACCCAUUUUGAAUGACCGUACUCACUAAUACUGCUCUGUGCGAUCAGCCAUCUUUGCACUCUGUAUUAAAGAUACUGUUUAAACACUGUAAGAUGAUUUAUCUUCCCUGUUCCAAGUUAGGUGUAUUGUUGGAAGCUGCUACAGAUGUAUAGUUCUUCCUCUUGCUAUUUUCACAUCACACAGUUUGCAGUCUGCUUUGCUUUGAUUGCCGUAAUUAAUCCAGAAAUACCGUUCCUGUCAUCUGUUCAUUAGCGUGACAACAUACACUAGGAUUACGUCACGUAGUAUCAGUGUCAGAUGUUGGCAUCAGAGAAUUUAAAAGUAAACGAGAACAGUAUCAGGUAGAUGGAGAGUUAUCCAAUAGCAGUAUCGGUAACGAUGCAUCCCUAAUCAGAGGUAGUUGAACAAAUGAGGUCAAAACGGUUUCCCGAACAGGUCCUCUGCCAGUGUUACUUUCUUUAGGUUGUUUGUCACAUGACCUCAUCAGAGUGCAGAUGUGGUUUGGUCAUCUGCAGCCUAACUGGAUGUUCUUUAGCGAUUAUGCAGUAUAUAGCUAAAAGUUUGUGGACACCUGACCAGAUGUGCUUGUUGAACAUCCCACUCCAGAUUUGAUGUAAUAACCUCCACUUUUCUUGGAAGGCUUUCCACUAGAUUUCGGAACGUUGCCGUGGGGAUUUGUGCUCAUUCCAGAGCAUUAGUGAAGUCAUGCGAGAAGGUUCCAGGUCAUCCUAAAGGUGUUCAGUGAGGUUGAGGGUUCAAAUCAGGGCUCUGUGCAGGCCACUCAAGUUCUUCCACUCCAACUUUGGCAAACCAUGUCUUCAUGGAGAUCAAUUUGUCUACAGCAACAUCUGGAAGAGGCCCAAACCUGUUCCCAUGACAAAGACAUUUCAUACAAUUGUGUGCUUCUAACUUUGUAGCAACAGUUUGGCGAAGAACCACAUAUGGGUGUGUGGCCGUCAGGUGUCCACAUACUUUUGGCCAUAUAGUGUAUCUCUGAUAUAUUUAUAUACUUAUGAUAUUGAAAAUAAGUAGUUUUUCUAUGUGGUCCAAACUUAAUAUGGUCAAGCUAUGGAAUAAUGUAUUUUAAUGAUGUAAGGUUGAUUAUGUGAUUGAAAUGCCUUUAACAAAAUCUAGGUCAUUCAUGGUUUCUUUUAGCUUGUUCAAAGCCUAUUAAUAUGUGCACAGACACUCCACACACACACACACACACACACACACACACACACACACACACACACACACACACACACACACACACACCCUAGUUGUUUUACCUGACUAAGAUGGGUGGUUUCUAUAAAUGUUUCUGAUUGUCAUUGUUUUAGCCUGUAGUUGGAACUUUGUAUUGUUUUUAUUAUUAUUGUUGUUUUUAUUAGUCACUCCAUUAUGUAUGUGGAUUACUCAUUAGUUUCUAAUCUGUUGUUUUGACCUUUCUUACUUCUUCAGCACUGUCUUUUAUUACUACAUCAUCUCCAAUAAACCAUUCCAAGCAAA